This is a messenger RNA of Aethalodelphis obliquidens (Pacific white-sided dolphin), 1870 nucleotides long. RefSeq lists its product as uncharacterized. The transcript has 2 exons. The record is from RefSeq and is a predicted model, not a curated record. Lineage: Eukaryota; Metazoa; Chordata; Mammalia; Artiodactyla; Delphinidae. The coding region runs from base 6 to 968 and encodes 320 amino acids.
GGGACAUGAGGGAGUGGCUGGGUAAGCCGCAACGGGCGGCGAGGGGGCGCGACAGGGCCCGCGGCCAGGGCGCCCGAGGCCAGGCGCGGACCCUCGGGCGGUCGCAACUGGAGCCUGGAAGCAGAGGGGCGCAGACGAUGCGAGAAAAAUUGUGGAUGCCCUGGAACGGGCUCUUCGUGAUCGGGAAGAGAAUGGAGCUCCUGGGUAGAAACACGCAAAAGCCUAGGAUGUGGGACCCGAAGCUUGAGUCUGAGGACCGGAGACUGGAAGAUGUGGAAAAGGCAGUCUUGAGAGGAAAGUCAGGCCGGAGUCAGGGAAGGAUGGAUGUGAAACGAGUGCGCAGUGUAGCAAGUGCAUUACAGGCUUCCGCGGGUUUGCGGAAAGACAACUCCAAGGAGGUGUGGGGAAAGCAAGAAGUCAGACACGAAAUAGGGGCUGAAUCUGAGAAUGCAGGGACUACAGCGGGGUCUAGGGGGGGACCUGGGUUUAAAGAGAGGUUGAAGUUUACUGGAGUGGGAACCAGUGGAGAGGACUCGAGAUCCAGAGAAUACGAACUAGGGCAGAAUGCGGAGGCGCUGAGGUCAAGUGGAGAGAAGCUGCGGUCAGGUGGAGAGAAGCUGAGGUCGAGUGGAGAGAAGCUGAGGUUGAGCAGAGAGAAGCUGGUGUUCAGCGGGGAAAGGCGGGGAUCCAGGGGAGAGAAGCUGGGGACUAGUGGAGAGAAAUUGGACGGUUCAAGAAUGGGGAGCAUAAAUGAAGAGAAAAUUGAAAGAGUGAAAGUUACUGGUGAUGAAAGAUUGAUAGAAAUUACUGAUGCUGAGAUGGACAUUCAUUUUGAAAAGGUAGAGGAGAACCAUGAAGAGAUUGAGGAAGGGGUGGGGGUUGAGGAGGAUGUCUUGGAUGAAGUGAAUGAUAAUACUGAUGAAUCCAUUUCUAUGGAAGAGAAAGAUUAUAGACAAAGGUACCAGUGAAUGAGGCAGAUGAAGGAUUUAAGGUAAAGAAGGAAAGAAGCAGGUAGGGGAAGUAUUGCAAGUCAGAGAGGAGAAAUUAGAGACAAGCAGAACAUUACUGACCCUGAAGGGGUAAAUAUGAGAGGGAAAGGAGAGCAUCUUUGCCUAAGAGAAGAGAGAGUGGGAAUGAAGAGCUCCUGGGGAUGAAGGCGGAGACCAGGACCAAAGGAAGUGAAGAAGAGUGAUAAAGAGGGAAAUGGAACAUUUUGAGAAGAAAGAGAAGAUUCGUUAAUGUGUUGAUAGGUAGAGGAAGAGUGGACAUUGGUUUCUUGGAAAAGAACUGUGACUGAGGAGCUUAUAGAGAAAUGUUUGAGAAAUGGAUUUAGGUUAGGCUAGAAGGAUUUAGCUUAACACAUGAUUGGGUUUAUGAGAUGUAGGAGAAUGCACAGUGAGAAAAAUGGAAAGGUACAGCAGGGUAAGGAUAGGUCAUGGAGGUUGUGGACAGAGAUGCAGGCUGGAGUGCAGUUUCUGAGAGAGGAUCCUAAAGAAUAAUGAAGGGCUGCAAAGUGACAAAGGCAAGAGCAGAGAUAAGAAAAUAAAGAAGUGAAGAAAAAAAUCUCUGCCUUCCCAAGACCAUCCACUGCUGGCCUCCUCUGGUGAUUAUCUGAGUACCGAGAAAUUGUUGUCUUUCUUGUAAGAAGCCUGCACAGGCACCAGGUCAAGACGAGCAGUUUUCGGUUGUGUGGGUCUGUCUCUCAGAUUGCGCCUCGCUGUAUAUAAAUUGUGAGCCAAAUAAUCAGACUUGUUCUUUGGCUGGAUUACAUUUUCUCCUGGAAUAUCAGAUGCAUUCCACCAAGACCACAGAAAGAAAAAGUGAAGAUCAAGAAACUGUGACACCGCUUUGUAAGUGCAGAUAUUUUCAA